AUGUUCACCUUCCAACCACCCUCUCUCUCCUCCCAAGAAAUUGACAUCGCCCUCCAGCACGCGCAACAAGCCAUUCAGCCACCACCACCACCACCACAACAACAUCAACAUCAACCGCGUUUUCCUGGCAUACCGUAUCAAUCGCAAUCGUACCCACUGCAGCCCCUCUACUCCCCCCCCUUCAGUGUUGCAGCGGAUAGCAUAAGUAGCCCCUUCAACAUCGCUAGCACCGCCCUCAGCAGCAACAGCAACAGCAACAGCAGCAGCAACCAUCCCCACCACCUCGUGCCUAACGGGCCGAACAUGAGCACACAAGAGCAGGUUCGCAGAACCAACCUUGCCGCCACACUUGCAAAUGGCAUCGUUAGCCCGCGUGCGAGCCACAUGCAGCUUCAUCCGAUGAUGUGUGCGGAUGGCAGGUUCCCGGCGGAUUUUCAGGUUCCGAGGACUGUUGAGGGGGUUCUCUUGCUUGAUAAUACCCAACUCGACCGUAUCCUCCAAGACUACAAACUCUAA
This is a messenger RNA of Blastomyces gilchristii SLH14081, 516 nucleotides long. RefSeq lists its product as uncharacterized. Lineage: Eukaryota; Fungi; Ascomycota; Eurotiomycetes; Onygenales; Ajellomycetaceae. The record is from RefSeq and is a predicted model, not a curated record. The coding region runs from base 1 to 516 and encodes 171 amino acids. The transcript is spliced from 2 exons.